AAAGCUAACCAUGACCAAGAAUCCGUCUAAUCCUGUUUGCCAUUGAUGGCUUCACCCAGUUCUUGGGAACGCUCCCUCACCACCGAAAGGUCCGAUCCCCUGCACUGCUUCUCAUGCAUCCGAUGAGACCAGAACUCCAUCAAUACUAAAGAGGAAACCGAGGCUCAACAUCUCCGCCUUCCUCACCGUGUUCUCUGGCCGCUCCUCGAACACUAACACGACAUGUACAUGUUCUCCAAGUCGUGUCACGGACAAGCAGCACAAUCAAGUUGCAGGCGGGACAUGCGAAGCCCCGAGACGCCAUUCGCGCUGUGGAUGAUCUUGCCCUUCGAUUUCUCAGUGAGCAGGGAAGAAUCGCGCACAUCAUACGCUGCCCAGCCCCGAUGGAGCCACCAGCGGCACCCGCCUUCGAAGAUUCGAGGACUCGAUCGAGAGCUCAUCGUCACGAUCGUCGCGGGCGGAGACGAAUCCAUGGUCUCGAUCACCUCCUCGCCUCUUCCGCUCCUACCAAUCUGGUAGUGUUGAAGACCCCACAAGACCAUCCCGUAAAAGAAACCCUCACCAAUUCCAUUCCCAAAUCCCUGAUAAACUGCCAUCCCCCACCCUAGAAUACCGAGGGGGAAAACCAAGAAAAAGAACGGGCGAAAAGGGGCAGAACGAGCCAAAACCUUGUCCUAACCCUAGAAAAGAACGGAUUUCGAGUCUCCCUGUCAGAGGAUUUACCUUAUGCAGCUCGAAGAAGACGGGGAGGGCUCAAGCGGUGGAAGAAUAUAGCGCCUCGACGCUCACACGGCGGUCGCCGUCUCCAUGUGGGAGUGUCAUCCGCGAGGGACGGCAACCCAGAGGAUGCCACCGAGAGAGAUCGAGGAGGAGAACGAAGAGAUGCAGAACCAAUUCGGGGUCCACUGAUCGGACGGAUAAGCACCAACGAGCAGGUGGAAUCAUCGCCGACCACGUGUCAUCCCGUUGGUGCUGAGCAUAACGGCUUUAACGACAUUCCCGCCAUGAGUUCCCGCCUGAAGACCUGCUCUCCAUUCUCAUUUCUCCUGUUCCCUCCCCACCCUCCCAAUUAAUCCCUCCCUCCCCACUCCGCUUUCGUUCUUCCUUCAUCUCUACAGCUCUCAGUCGAAGAAUGGAUGAGGAAUACGAUGUUAUAGUCCUUGGCACCGGCCUCAAGGAAUGCAUCCUCAGCGGCCUCCUCUCUGUCGAUGGGCUCAAGGUGCUUCACAUGGACUGGAAUGACUAUUAUGGCGGCGAGUCGACAUCUCUUAAUCUCAUUCAGCUCUGGAAGCGAUUCAAAGGCAACGACAAGCCGUCAGAACAUCUAGGCUCGAGCAAGGAGUACAAUGUCGAUAUGGUCCCUAAGUUCAUGAUGGCCAACGGUGCUCUGGUUCGUGUUCUCAUCCACACCAGUGUUACCAAGUAUUUGAACUUCAAAGCAGUUGAUGGUAGCUUUGUGUACAACAAAGGGAAGAUAUACAAAGUACCAGCCACUGAUGUUGAGGCACUGAAAUCUCCAUUGAUGGGACUUUUCGAGAAACGCCGUGCCCGAAAGUUUUUUAUCUAUGUUCAAGAUUAUGCAGAGGAUGAUCCAAAGUCGCAUGAAGGACUGGAUUUGCAUAAAGUUACAACUAAAGAAGUCAUUUCCAAGUAUGGACUGGAAGACAACACCAUUGACUUUAUUGGGCAUGCAUUGGCACUUCAUAGAGAUGAUAGCUACUUGGAUGAGCCUGCAAUUGAUACCAUAAAGAGAAUGAAGCUAUAUUCGGAUUCAUUGGCACGCUUUCAAGGAGGUUCUCCAUAUAUAUAUCCUCUUUAUGGUUUGGGAGAGCUUCCUCAGGGGUUUGCUCGUCUAAGCGCUGUUUAUGGUGGCACCUAUAUGCUUAACAAGCCAGAAUGCAAGGUUGAGUUUGAUGCAGAUGGAAAAGCCUCUGGGGUGACAUCUGAAGGAGAGACUGCUAAAUGCAAAAAAGUAGUCUGUGAUCCUUCUUACUUGCCUGAUAAAGUAAAGAAGGUUGGAAGAGUGGCACGUGCUAUAUGUAUAAUGAGUCACCCAAUCCCAAAUACCAACGAUUCACACUCAGUGCAGAUUAUACUUCCACAGAAACAACUAAGCCGCAAGUCAGACAUGUACGUGUUUUGUUGCUCUUAUACUCACAAUGUUGUGCCAAAGGGAAAAUAUAUUGCUUUUGUUUCGACUGAAGCUGAAACGGAUCAUCCCGAGAUGGAACUGAAGCCCGGGAUCGAUCUGCUUGGACCAGUAGAUGAGACUUUCUUCCAUAUUUAUGAUAGAUAUGAACCUACAAACAACCAUGAACACGACAACUGCUUCAUAUCCACUAGUUAUGAUGCAACGACACACUUCGAGUCAACCGUACAAGAUGUCAUCUCCAUGUACAGAAAGAUAACUGGAAAGGAGCCUGAUUUGACUGUGGACCUGAGUGCUGCCAGUGCUGCUACAGAAGAUGCUUAAUCUUUCCUCCAUGGAUGGCCUAUAUUAAUGAUCCCAUCUGUGCUUUCUGUUUCACAGUUGAAGACUACAUUACCCUCUCUCUUUUUUUUUCCUUCUCUCUUUGAUGAUGAAUUUGAAUUCAUUCAAACAAGUUAGUUCUGUGCCAUUUUUGAGGAGCCUGAAAGCUCGACUAAGUUCCUUGCCUACAAUAUAUGAAUCGAAUCAUCUAUGUAUUGAUUUAAUCUCUUCCAUUAGAUUGGGUUUAUCCUGUAAACAAGGAUGGAAUGAGUUGAUGUAGUAGAGGGAAUCUCCUUUGAUUAGCUAAUUGAAUCUCUUUCUGUAGU
This is a messenger RNA of Musa acuminata AAA Group (dessert banana), 2796 nucleotides long. Its product is annotated as guanosine nucleotide diphosphate dissociation inhibitor At5g09550. Gene Ontology annotation, cellular component: cytoplasm. Lineage: Eukaryota; Viridiplantae; Streptophyta; Magnoliopsida; Zingiberales; Musaceae. Gene Ontology annotation, biological process: small GTPase-mediated signal transduction; vesicle-mediated transport; protein transport. Bases 1133 to 2473 code for a protein of 446 amino acids. The transcript is spliced from 13 exons. Gene Ontology annotation, molecular function: Rab GDP-dissociation inhibitor activity. The record is from RefSeq and is a predicted model, not a curated record.